GACGCACAACUCCUCCAGAUCUCCACAGCUCCACAUCGUCCUCGUCAUCGUCCUCGUCCUCGCCGGUCACCAUGCAGGUGUCCAUCGCCUGCACCGAGCACAAUCUGAAGGGCCGGAAUGGAGAACACGGCAAGCAGAGUGCCACCAGCCCCAACGUGGUGAACGCAGCGCGCGCCAAAUUCCGCACGGUGGCCAUCAUCGCGCGCAGCUUCGGCUCCUUCACCCCGCGCCACCACAUCUCUCUCAAAGAGUCCACGGGAAAGCACACGGGAAUGAAGUACCGGAACCUUGGGAAGUCUGGAUUGCGAGUAUCCUGUCUGGGUCUUGGCACCUGGGUGACCUUCGGAGGUCAGAUUUCCGAUGAGGUAGCAGAGAAACUGAUGACCAUAGCCUACGAGAGCGGUGUGAACCUGUUUGACACGGCCGAGGUUUACGCUGCAGGAAAAGCCGAAGUCAUCCUGGGAAACAUUAUCAAGAAAAAGUGCUGGAGGAGAUCCAGUCUAGUGAUCACGACUAAGCUCUACUGGGGAGGAAAAGCCGAGACUGAGAGAGGCCUUUCCAGAAAGCAUAUAAUAGAAGGUCUCAAAGGCUCCCUACAGAGGAUGCAGCUGGAAUACGUGGACGUAGUCUUCGCCAACCGUCCUGACAGCAACACUCCGAUGGAGGAGAUCGUGAGGGCGAUGACGCACGUGAUCAACCAGGGGAUGGCUAUGUACUGGGGGACGUCGCGAUGGACAGCCAUGGAGAUUAUGGAAGCGUACUCUGUGGCGAGGCAGUUUAACCUGAUCCCCCCGGUGUGUGAACAGGCCGAGUAUCACCUCUUUCAGAGGGAGAAAGUGGAGGUGCAGCUGCCUGAGCUCUACCACAAGAUAGGUGUAGGAGCCAUGACGUGGUCCCCUCUUGCCUGUGGAAUCAUCAGCGGAAAGUAUGAAAAUGGCAUCCCAGAAUCCUCUAGGGCAUCGAUGAAGUCGUACCAGUGGCUGAAGGAGAAGAUCAUGAGUGAGGAUGGGAGGAAGCAGCAGGCUAAGCUGAAGGAGUUGGCUCAUAUAGCUGAGAAGCUCGGCUGCACUCUGCCACAGCUGGCUGUGGCCUGGUGCCUGAGGAACGAAGGAGUGAGUUCGGUUCUCCUAGGAACCUCCAACCCAGAACAGCUAACAGAAAACCUGGGAGCCAUUCAGGUUCUACCCAAGAUGACGUCCCAUGUAGUGACUGAAAUCGACCACAUACUUGGAAACAGGCCGUACAGUAAGAAGGACUAUCGCUCGUAGGGGUUUUGGGUGACAUCAUCCCGGUGGGUGUGUUUCCUGAUCUGAACACCUCUCUCCUCCUGCUCCUCCUCCUCCUCCACCUCCUCUUCCUGGGUUUGCUCUCU
This is a messenger RNA of Ictalurus furcatus (blue catfish), 1372 nucleotides long. RefSeq names its product potassium voltage-gated channel subfamily A regulatory beta subunit 1a (gene kcnab1a). Gene Ontology annotation, biological process: potassium ion transport; transmembrane transport; negative regulation of delayed rectifier potassium channel activity. The transcript has 14 exons. The record is from RefSeq and is a predicted model, not a curated record. Gene Ontology annotation, cellular component: membrane; cytoplasm; voltage-gated potassium channel complex. Gene Ontology annotation, molecular function: potassium channel regulator activity; transmembrane transporter binding; voltage-gated potassium channel activity. NCBI's taxonomy places the organism in Eukaryota, Metazoa, Chordata, Actinopteri, Siluriformes, Ictaluridae. Bases 72 to 1268 code for a protein of 398 amino acids.